CUAGAUGAGAAUGAGACAUCAAAAAUUUUCAGAAGUGCCCAAGUGACUCAGAAGUGACCAUCCGAUACGUACCAGAAAAAUCCAAAGACAAAAUUAUCUCUGAUGAAGAUGUCCUUGAAACACUGCUGAAAAUCUUUAAAGCUCUGUUCGUAAAUAACUUUAGUAGACAAAUGGACUUCCUUGCCUUACUUCCAGAAGUUAAAUCCGAAUAUCUGAAAUUACUGACUCUUCAGUAUAAGAGAUCAAAAACAACUGGUUACAACCAUCAAAGUCAAAAUAUCUUUAAUCCAGAAGAAGUUCUGUUUAAUACAUUAGGGUUCAGUAUUACUCGAGAUCAGAGUUCACUGAUUUCUGCUGGAACAGGAGUCUUUGUUACCAAAGGUUUUGUGCCAAAAGGGGCAGUUGUAUCUAUGUAUCCUGGUACAGUAUAUCAAAAGUAUGAGCCCAUCUUUUUCCAGUCCAUUGGCAAUCCAUUUAUUUUUAGAUGCAUAGAUGGUGUACUUAUUGAUGGGAAUGAUAAAGGAAUAUCAAAAGCGGUGUACAGAUCAUGCAGCAAGAGGGAUCAACUUGGUCCUUUUCAAAUGAGUGACAUCACUUGGCUCACACCUGCUGUGCAAAAUCCACUGGCAGUAGGGCAGUAUGUUAACAACUGUUCACACAACAAGGCAGCCAAUGUCUGUUAUCAGGAGUUUGAUGUGCCUGAAUAUUUUCCAAUAGAACUGAAACAGUAUCUUCCGAACAUCACCUACAGCCAUGACAUGCUUAUCCCCUUGAGGUGUGUGGUUCUUGUCACUCUCAGAGAGAUUAAGCAAGGAGAAGAGCUUUUUUCUAAUUACUACACCAUUGUCAACUGAAUCAAUGAAACCAUGGAUUAAAGAAUUCUUUGCCAUUAAGAUAUUUAUUGUGUGUACACUUGGCAUCUGUGUAAUGGAGAGCUGUGCUUUCCAAUUAAAAAUGGGCUACAAAGCUAUAUUUUCAUGUAAAUAUUACUUCAAUUUUGAUACAGUUGUGGAGGUUUGCAGCUGUUUACAUCAUUAAGUUUACCGAUGCUAAUGAUACUGCUAGUUUAAUUGGUUUUCAGCUAACUGCACAAUAGCUCAUUAAAUUAAAAUCUAGUUUCUGAAUAUGC
Molecule: messenger RNA, 1129 nt
Organism: Emys orbicularis (European pond turtle)
Lineage: Eukaryota; Metazoa; Chordata; Testudines; Emydidae
Gene: SETD9
Product: SET domain containing 9
Exons: 6
Coding region: 171-854 (227 amino acids)
Molecular function (GO): protein binding
Source: RefSeq, a predicted model, not a curated record